CCCCUCUGGUCCCUUAUAUCAUUCCACUCGUGGUAUGAAGAUUGUGCACACGUCAGUUUUAGCUGUUUCCCUGUGAUGAACCACAUUCAAACUGCUGCAAGAUCAAGAUGGAUGGAGAGUACAGAUAUGACCCAGAUACGUUUGAAGUCACUGAUAAAAUGCUGGAGGAUUACAACCGCCUCGGUUAUAUAAUAGUCAGGGGCUUACUGGAUUCGGAAGAGAUGGCACUUUUGAAAAGGACUCUGGAGGGAUCGGACGCUAUCAUGAAAAAUGCCUAUCAGCUAGAUGACGGCCUGAAUAAAGCAGUGGGCUUAUGUAUUUGGAGCCAUCCUGGGCACGACGUUACGGGAAUGAUAAUCCGCUCAGAAAAACUGGUGCGAACAUCGGAAAAGCUGAUAGGUCGAGGUGAAGUGUACCACUACCACACAAAGAUAACUAUCAAAGAACCCAAAACAGGGGGAAGUUUCCGCUGGCAUCAGGAUUACGGGUACUGGUAUCAGAACGGGAACUUGUUUCCAGACCUGAAUACUGUCUACAUUGCCUAUGAUAAAAAUGACCCUGAAAAUGGCUGUAUGCAGAUCCUGGAGGGUUCUCACAAGGCCGGUCGUCAAGAUCACCAUCGGGUGGGAGGCCAAAACGGUAUUGAUGAAGAACGCGUACAACAUCUGGCCAAAAUGUGUCCACUGAAGUAUGUGGAGCUGGAACCAGGAGAUGCAUUGAUAUUUUGUGCCAACCUCAUUCAUAAGAGUGAUGCUAACAACAGUGACAGACGCCGGUGGUCGUUCCUUGUUUCCUAUAACGCCAAGUCAAACAACCCAGUAUACGAGCACCACCAUCCCCAGUACACGCCCCUCGAUGUGGUGCCAAAUUCUGCUAUCAAAUCCUGCACCAACUUCACCGACAUGACGGGCAAAGGUUUCCUCGAUCCCUCCAUUGACAAGACCGUCAUUGCUGACAAGACGAACCCUGUCCACUUGCAGGAAACGAGCAAAUAGAAAAGUUGGUUGGAGCUCAAAAUAUUUGCCUUCUGUUAAUGAGUUGAUAUAGGUUUAAGGGUUUAUAAUUGCCGUAUUGACCUCAUUUAUGUUGCCAAAUAAUGUAGUCAAGUUUUCCGGAGGUUUUCGCUCCAGGCUUCAUUUUGCCAUAUCAAGACUUAUUGCUCCAUCAGCGGUACAACUGUGCCUUUAAGCACUAAAUCAAUGGGUCAUUUCGGAAAGUAAUGGUUAAGUAUGCAACCUGGUUUAGGUUGAAGUGAAAUGCUCAGGCCACUGAUUUAAUACUGUGCGAAUUAUUUUAUUGUAAAAUAUUAUUAAAUCCUAUUCCCUCCAAGUAUGGUUCUAAUUACUUUUGUCUGAACUCCGACAUUCCCCAUUCAUUCACCAUAUAUUUAUCAACAAUCAAAGCUGAAUCUUUAGAAAAGGCAAAGGCCGCUUUUAAUUUGUAACAAUUUCUCCUCAAAU
Messenger RNA from Lingula anatina, 1460 nucleotides. RefSeq lists its product as uncharacterized. Lineage: Eukaryota; Metazoa; Brachiopoda; Lingulata; Lingulida; Lingulidae. The record is from RefSeq and is a predicted model, not a curated record.